CUAGUCGGACAUAUUUAAAUGACCAGCUCCUCGACACCAGAAGCCGGAAGUAUUGUAGGGUAAACUCACGUGCACGACAUGAAAAAUAACAAAAAAAACAAGAGUGAGUCCAAAAAUGGUAAAUUUAAACCCGGGUCCAAGAAAAGAGAAAACAAAUACAUGGUGACGUUUGACGACAAAGGCAGAGAGGACUAUUUAACGGGGUUCCAUAAAAGAAAGGUUGAAAGGAGGAAGGUGGCAGUGGCAGAAAUUCGAAAGAAAAUCAAGGAAGAGCAGAUCAGAGUUCGAGAAGAAAGGCAUAAGGAAUACAUAAGGGUGCUGAAGGAGCGGACAGAUGCUCUCGAGGAGGCUGAAGAUGAUCUGGAAGAUGUGAUAACCGGUCAAACGGAGUCUGUGCAGUUCGAUCACCCCAACCACACCGUCACUGUGACAACCAUUAGUGAACUUGACCUCACGGGGGCUCACCUGCUUGGACCGGUGGCAAAUCAGGUUGAUGGAGAGUGCAAUGAUGAAGAAACGGGGAAAGAAAAAGAACGGGAGGAAAAAAGAGCUAUGCCUAGAAAAGCUGGAAAUCCAAUCAUGAACAAAAAGAUCCGCUCCCUGAACGCGUCGCUCAGCAGUUUCACAUGCAAGCGGAGAGCGAAGGGGAAGGGGAAGCAGGAAGGCCGAGGUGGACGAGGCCAUCAGACAGACAAGAAACAGAGCGCCGCCGAAGCUAAAAAGAAAUCCGGGAGGACCACCAAGGGGCAGAGACGUCGACUGACUGGGAAAAAAGUGCAUCAUCGGGUGUGAAAGAGUGAUCGGGGAAAUCUAAUGUAGGAAUGGACUUUUGAGUAUUUACCCCCCUGUGUUGAAAGUGUAUAUGCUGAGAACAGUGCAAAAUGAACACAAGCUGAUGUGGAUGCUCUGUCUGCACCGUGUUGGACCGUGUAUCAUGACAUUUCAGAAUAUUUCCAAUGUACCUGCCUCUUGAAAUCUUGUGCUCAAACAGUUUUUGUAGUGUUUAUUGCUUAAUCGUAUACAAACUGAAGUGUAUUUGGCUAGAUUUUUCAUGAAAUAAAAGAUCCAUCUUGACCUUGUGAUGCAGCCACAUCUCACAAACUG
Messenger RNA from Cyclopterus lumpus (lumpfish), 1104 nucleotides. It is a transcript of the gene nol12, whose product is annotated as nucleolar protein 12. The transcript has 6 exons. Bases 79 to 792 code for a protein of 237 amino acids. Gene Ontology annotation, cellular component: nucleolus. The record is from RefSeq and is a predicted model, not a curated record. NCBI's taxonomy places the organism in Eukaryota, Metazoa, Chordata, Actinopteri, Perciformes, Cyclopteridae. Gene Ontology annotation, molecular function: RNA binding.